GUAGGUUAGGUAUUGGCAAGUUCCUUGUAAAAGGCUAUAUAUAAGCACAAUAUUUGCGGAAGACAAAAUCGAGUCGAGUCAAGAGAGACCAAAUUAAGAAUUGAAGUGUUCUAAAUUUAAGUUCCUCUCAAUUAAAUUAUAAAUAGAUCUCUUAAGAAUUGUGAGUAAAAACUAAGUACUAAAUAAUAGUAAUCAAAAUCGGUAUUCACCGAUACGGAUUUGAAUAAAAAGGUAAAAUCACAAAGGGCAUUUUAAAUGUUACAAUGGUGUGGGGAUUUUUCAUUUCGUUCCCCUCGAAUUGGUUAUAAAGGGCUGAGCAAGAGAGCAAGCCGAAAUAUAUUUGUAUUUUAUAAAAAUAUUUUAACUAUAUCAUCUGCACCAAAGGGAGCAUCUUUGCCUUUACUUACUUGGUUUAAUGGGUAUGUUUUCUCUUUGCUUCUUGUCUCUUUCACAGCAAAAACCAUAUUUUUUAAUAUACCUCCGGCAGUAAUAUUGCUUUCUUACAAUCAUCAUGAAUCUCAGACCAACUUCAAAAUGCAAAAAUCUUCUAACGUUACACCGCUCCGCCAUCGCUACUGCCUUAAUACAACUUAUUCUGCUGCUGCAUUUUACCACCUGCACUCAUGCGAACUAUUCAAUGAAAUUACGUGAAGAUUGCAUGGAAUUAAUAGCCAAAUCAAAGUGUCAAUGUUCGCCGGUUCUGUCAGACUUUGAAGUCGAUUGUCCGGCGACAAAACCGAAAAUUUCUGUACGCAUACGACCCAACGAUCAUGUACAAAUACAAUGCAAUAACGCCAAAGAUUAUCAACUAUUACCUAAUAUGACUAUUGGCAAUUAUCCGACAGUACAAAUACAAAAUUGCCCAUUACCUGGGCACCUGUCGAUAGCAAGUAUCCUUAAUCAUUUGGGUAUACGGAAAGUGAACUCUUUGCUUUUUGACAGUAAUGAAUUGGGCGCCAAUAUAACACGUCAGCACUUUGGUGGCCUCACGGGUUUGGGUCGUCUACGUUUCAGUUCAUCGCGUUUGCCACAUAUGCCCGAAGAUCUAUUUUCUGAUGUAUCACUACGAAAUUUAACCUGGUUAGACUUACGAUCAAACAAUGUUGAAUUGCCAGUUAAUAUAUUUGUGAAUUUGGAGAAUCUUAAUUUCAUUGAAUUGGGUCACAACAAUCUCAAAUUACUGCCACCAGGAAUAUUUCGCAUGCAACAUAAGCUUGUUGAUUUAAAUUUGUGGAGCAAUCAGUUGCGUAAUCUAACUAAAGAAACCUUCGAAGGUAUACCUUCGUUAACUUCAUUAGCCUUACAUAACAACGGCAUCGAGACUUUUCGUUCAGAUGUCUUCGAGCUCCUAACGAAUCUUAGUCAUAUUAAUUUAAAUGCCAAUCAUUUUAUAAGUUUACCGGAAGGUCUUUUUCAACAUAAUAAAAAUUUAACCGAAUUCUGGUUAAUAUAUAAUCGUGUUCCUUUAAAACGAUUACCCUCGGCUCUACUAGCCAAUUUGCCACAUUUGCGAGAUGUACGGCUAAGCUGCGACUUGGAAUAUGUGCCCGGGAAUUUGUUUAGUAAUUCCACGGCGAUAACUAAUAUAACAAUCACAGAUAAUCAGUUAGAUAGUCUGCCUGUCGAACUUUUGGAAAAUCAAUACAAUCUCUUAGACUUGGAUUUAAGUAAAAAUCAUUUGAUGACCUUAACUGAUGGUCUGUUCAGAAAUACCGCAAAUCUUUUGGCAUUAAAAUUAUCAUAUAAUCGUUUAACGGAGCUUACAAGUGAAAUCUUCUCCACUUUGCCAAAUUUGCGUUACUUGGAUUUAAGUAAUAAUUUAUUAACAACAAUAAGUCCAAGUGCUUUCGUUCACACUCGCAAUCUGCGCCAUAUUGACUUUGAAAAUAAUCGUUUGAGUUUAAGCGAACCCUAUAUGGAAUUAAUCGAAAACCAUGCUUCGCAAGAAUUUGGAUCACCGUUCCAAUAUUUAAGCGAAUUGCAUACAUUGAACUUGAAAAACAAUUCGAUUAUGUAUAUAUUCCGGGACUGGAAAUAUCUAUUAUUCGAGUUGGAACAACUCGAUCUAAGUUACAAUAACAUCACUACCUUGGAUUACAGUGAUUUCCAAUAUUUAAAGAAACACAAUAUUUUCUUGAAUUUAACUCACAAUCAGUUAAGGGCAUUGAACUUUCAAAAUAUAGCCUUUUUAGACAUAUCAGAGAAAAAUAAGAAGAUCUUUAUGGAUAUAAAUCAUAAUCCGGUACACUGUGACUGCGUUUUGUUAAGUUUCGUGCAGUUCCUGAGAGGCGAAUUGGCUCAAGAUAUACGUGAACAAAUUGAUUUGGAUACGAAGUGGUUACGAUGCUCAGAGCCCGAACGAUUAAAAGGCAAAAUGGUAAGCGCUUUGGAUCCCAUGGAGCUAUUAUGCCCGUUCGAUCAUGAAGAUACGAAACCGAAGCGUUGUCCACGUGGCUGUAAUUGUUGGGUGCGUUCGUACGAUUUAGUCUUGAUGGUCAAUUGCUCAAAUGGUAAUCUAACGAAAAUCCCGCCUUUACCAAGGCUUGAACAAUUGAAAUUAAGUGGGACAGAACUGUAUAUGGAAAACAAUCAAAUUGCCAAACUGCCUUUAGCUAAAACACCCGGUUACGCCGAUGUCACUAAAUUGUUUUUGGCUGGCAAUAAUUUGACCAAAAUUGAAGGCCACUCUCUACCCGCAAAAUUAAGUCAUCUCGAUGUCAGACGUAAUCAGUUAACGCAUCUAAACAUUAGCACUUUGACAUUUAUGAACGAAAGCCGGUCGCUCUACGCUGUCUACCUCUCCCAAAAUUCUUGGCAAUGUGAUUGUGAGUCUAAGGCACUGUUGCAAUCAGUUCAAAGUAAUUACCGUUUAAUACCCGAUCUUUCAAAGAUGACAUGCUUCGACACAGAACCCCUGAAAUACUUUAACGAAUUAUCUAUUACCGACAUAUGUCCGGCAGAUAAAAAGCUUGUCAUAGCAGUCGCUGUAGCCAUUUCGUUAAUUGGCUGCCUUUUCGGUCUCUUAAUAGCCUUGUAUUACAAAUAUCAGCAGGAAAUUAAGGUUUGGCUGUAUGCCCACAAUAUGUGUUUGUGGUUUGUGACGGAAGAAGAUCUGGACAAGGACAAGAAAUAUGAUGCUUUCAUUUCGUAUUCUCAUAAAGAUCAGCAAUUUAUAGCUGACUACCUGGUGCCACAAUUGGAGAAUGGUCCAAUACCGUUUAAACUAUGUGUGCAUGUACGUGAUUUUAUCGUCGGUGAUUUUAUACCCGAUCAAAUAAUUCGCUCUAUAGACGAAUCUCGCCGCACUAUUGUUGUUUUAUCGCAAAACUUUAUUGAGUCGAUAUGGGCUCGUUUGGAAUUCAAAACAGCUCAUAAGGCUGCACUCAACGAAGGCCGAGCGAGAGUUAUUGUAAUAAUUUACGGCGAUAUAGGAGAUAUCGAGAAAUUGGAAAGUGAUCUGCAAGCUUACUUAAAAACAAAUACCUAUUUGAAGUGGGGCGAUCCGUGGUUCUGGCAGAAAUUACGCUAUGCAAUGCCGCAUCUUUCGAAUGAGCUUCGCGGUUUAGUUAAAAAUCCUUUAAAGGGCAGCACCGACGACAAAUUAGAAUUGAUAAAGCCAUCACCGGUAACGCCACCCCUGACGACACCACCAGCCGAAGCUACUAAAAAUCCUUUGGUAGCUCAUCUAAAUGGCAAUUCUGCUCAAACGGCGGUAAUGUUCACAAACGGUAAGAUCCCAAUGCAAAACGGUCAUGUUAAUGGCGCUUACAUUACCAAUACUAACGCAAAACAGAGUGACGUAUAGAAUUGGGAGAAAGCGGAAAUGUUUCAAUUCGAUGAACAAUUGAUAUUUCGAUGAAACAUAAACGCUGAACAGCUGUUUUAAGCCAAACAACAAAACAUAACAACAGCAACCUAAAGGACUGCGCAGUGUAGGAGAAGAAAAACUCUAUUCUUGUAUUUAUAAUUUAUUGCUCUCUGACUAGAACAAAAACAUACAAAGCAACAUAAUAAAUACACAUAAAUAUUUUUAUAAACUUCAUAAUUACUUCCACACAUAUAUACGUGCAUAAUUGUUUCUUUAUAUACUCUUCAUACAUCUUAGUUUUACAAUUGUGUUAUUGUAAAUGCACAAGACUUUGUAAGUUUAAAUCGCAAUCACUAGGAAAAUGUCGUUUGCAAUAUCAUUUCGUGAUGUAAGCGUCUUAGGACUUAAGUUUUUUUUUACCGCUUUAUCAAAAAUAAAGAAACUGAAAUCUCUAUAAUCUCAUGCAUAUAUAUUAAGCCGUUCAAAAUAAGCAAAUUUUACACCCGUUGCUGAAUAUUCGGUCGAAUUCGAAUUCUAAAUAUUCAAUACUACCAUACGAUACGUUUAACCAAAUUAUUAAUUGUAUAGUCAUACAGACGUAAAGACAAUUUGAGCUAGAAUAUGAAACAAUAAAAUUCAUCGGACUGAUAGUUUAAGCUAGGUCUUUGAACCGUCCCUCUACUUUGUGCCUAUGGCAUUGAAUCGCGUUUGCGAUUCAACUUUUUUUCGACAAUCGAUCUCAAUAAUCGCCUAACCGAUCACUUGGUGCUUCAUUACUGAGCGUAUGCGGAGCAGAUGUAAAUCAAAACAUUUGGGCUUUCAAAUCCUUAAAUAUAUAAAUUUUGAAGUCCGUAGACUAUAUGAAUUUCUAUAGCCAGAGUAUUUCAGAUGAGAUAUGCUUGAAGCAUUGAACAACGAACUGGACACCUUCACAAUAUUUCAACUGCCCCAGGAUGUCUCGUACUCCAAACCCUUUAAUUAAUUUAGCUGCUAAAUUUCCAGGUUCGAAACUCUUAGAGUCCUAAGUCCUUUUCAAUUUUUUAUCUUUUUUUCAUUACAUUUGAAUACUUUUAAUUCGAAACGUAUAAAGUGGAGGAGAGAGAGAGAGUGACGGAGUGUGGGAAGGAGGGAGAGAGAGCGAGGGGGGAGGGGCAUAAAGAUUUUUCAAAACCUCUAAAAUACCUCAUCAUACUUCAGAUAAGUAUUUCUCAAAUAAUCUGGGCUUUGAAAUCUUUCGGGGUUCAAAUUAUUUGAUGUUUAGAAUGCUCAAAAUAUUUCAAUUUUGAAAUGCUUCGGAAAAUGCCUGCAAUGUACGAAAUUCCAAAUGCUUGUAGGAUUUCCGAUUUGUAUUAUAUUCUCAAAAUACUUCAUCAACCAAUCAAAUCUUACUUAUCUGAUGAGAUUAAUAAAAAUAGACCUUAAGAUCAGUUAGUUAUCGGCAAUCCAAAUCCACACGGUAAUGAUGUCCUUGUUACCUUGUCUUAUCGUUUGUAAUUCGUGAUGCCUAAUCCAGUUCCAAACAAUCGCGAAAAGGUGGAUUUUAUAUCCUUACGCAAGUGAAGAACUUUCGGUUAUCUCCUAAUAGCCACAGCAAGGGGCAAGAUUCUUUUUAAUUUGAAGAGAGUAGACUGACUGUUAGAUAGAUCUUCAUUCAUGAUGGCUUACCAUUAGCUGUUAUACUUUUAAGUUCCCCUAACACUUAGGUAAACAAAAGACUUGAAAUUAAAGUUUAGUUUUAUGUUCCACAAUUUACUUUCGACAAAAUGCGUUCACUUGCCAAACACUUGAGAUUUAGAGGGAUAAUAUUCAUCUAUAUAUGGAUAUAAGAUGAAUUUUUUUAAGGUCGAUUACUGCUAGUACAUUUGGGCAUUUGUCCAAGUUUCUCUUGCUUAUCCAGAAGAAGCUUUCUUGAAAAAUUUAAACCUUUUCUGAGUAUGUAUAUCGCAUUUGUCCUUCAAACUGAUCUCAAGGAUUUUACAAUGAAUUUUUUAUGGGAAAGCCUUGCACUGAGUAAUUGAUCGCAUUUAUUAGCUUGCAUAAGAUUCUGUGUAUGUUUAUUCCGUAUAGGUUUAUUUAAAUGACUAGUCAGAAUUAUGAUAGCAAAAAUUUGAAUCCAAAUUGUGGGCAAAGUGUUUUGCUAAAAGCAAAAAAAAGCUCCAUUCUAUUCUCCUUUCGAAAGCAAAAUGUAUUUUAAAAGAAGUAAAAACAUUAUAGUUACUCGGUUUUAUAACAUUCUACAGUACUUUACCUAAUGAAUGUAAAGGGUGAGAGCUCUGAAUUGACGUAGUCCAAAUUUCAAAUAAAAUUAGAAACUUUUUCAAAAUAAAGCGCCAUAUGGGAAAUGGCCGUGAAAAUGAUUCGAUUCAAUCCAUCUUCAAUUCUGAUUAGUUUUUGGAUGAACGAACGUCAGGAUACUAAAUUUGAUCGAAAUAUUUCAAAAAUUUUGCGACAUUUAGAUUGAAGACAACAAAAUACAUGCACGGACAGACGGACAAACUUAAAUCCGCAUUACAUGCGUACGCUAAUGUGGGAUAUAAAGUUUUGCUAAGAAAAAUGAUUACCAUAUGCGCUUGUAUGUCAUGGCGGUAGUGCUCCCCUCACCUUAUAGAAAGACUUACGGACACCAAACGCGGUUGCAUUAUCAAUUCAAAAUGUUACGUAAUCAGCUUUUACGUAGUAUUGGAUAUAAUAGCUAAAUAAUUUAAAUAUAUAAAUAAGACAAGAGAAAAAAUUGCCUUCUAUGUGUAAACAUAAAAUUGCGCAAGCAAGCACUUAUAUAUAUAUAUAUAAAUAUAAUAAAAAUUUUAAAAUAUAAUUCAU
Molecule: messenger RNA, 6628 nt
Organism: Glossina fuscipes
Lineage: Eukaryota; Metazoa; Arthropoda; Insecta; Diptera; Glossinidae
Gene: Tl
Product: protein toll
Exons: 2
Coding region: 512-3805 (1097 amino acids)
Biological process (GO): immune response; toll-like receptor signaling pathway
Cellular component (GO): membrane
Molecular function (GO): protein binding; transmembrane signaling receptor activity
Source: RefSeq, a predicted model, not a curated record